AUGUAUGAUAAACAGCGAGCAUGUGAAUUGAUUGUACGGCGUGUAAAUCUCUAUGGGCGUGUCACAUGUCUUCAAAUGGCGCUUGCUGCAGAUGAUAAGAAAUUUUUAUAUGAAGAUGCUUGUCAAACUGUGUUAAUGAAUAUUUGGUACGAUAAGGUCGAUCCUGUGAGAGAGCGACCAGUUCUUGCUGUCAAUUUCCUUACAUUGGGAAUAUCGCAGAUUUUCAUCUCGAUCUAUGAAAAGUACAAUUUGACCUCUGCUAGAAUAACAUCAGCAACUCAGACAUAUACAUCAAUGCAUUCAAAGCGACAAUUGAAAAAAACCGGUAUUGAUUAUACGAAUGAUUAUGGCAAAAAUGAAACAGUAUUUCGACAUUUUCUCCAUUUUCACAAUCGACCCAUAGUCAAAUAUUUCUAUACUUGUUUUGGCUAUGCUCUCUUCCUGCUCUGCUUCAGUUAUUAUAUGCUCUACGCAUUUGAUCCACUUUCAAACGGAACUCUUAGAAUUCAUUGGACCGAAAUAUUAACUAUCAUUACAGUGACUACUAUGCUCGUAGAAGAAGUUCGACAGUUUUUCUUUCAAGAUAAUAAAUCGUUGAUAGGCAAGAUAUAUGCUUACUUUGACUUACGUAAUCGAGCAUCUAAUCUGUGUCUGGUUCUACCCGCAUAUGUUCUCUUCUAUAUCGGACUUGUGCUUCGUUUUACACGGACAGAUCCCGAUGAUUUUGAAUCGGCGAGAAUAGUGAUGGCUUAUGAUUUGGAAUUGUGGUUUAUUCGUUCUGUUCUAUUCAUUGAAAUUGCUUCACAGCUUGGUCCCAAGCUUGCAAUGAUUCGGAAAAUGGAUUUUUUUCGCAAUGUGGUUUAUCCAGCUUAUUAUUUCGUUCUUGGCAGAUUCGAUGAUGAACUUUCGCAGUUAGAUGAUAAACCGAAUGACAGUGGUAGUAUUGCCACUCAAGUUAUGUUCGCUUUUCACAUGCUUUUUGUCAAUAUACUUUUGAUUAACUUACUAAUUGCUUUGUUCAGUUUCACCAUAAAUGAUAUACAAGCACAAGCCCGUUAUAUUUGGGCGUAUGCUCGGUGUGACAUCAUUCGUAAUUACUAUGCUCGUCCAGCAUUAUUUCCUCCGUUUACGAUUAUCAUCUCGUUUGCACAACUCUGUCGAUGGUGUUGGCUAAAAUGUUGUAGAAACCAUUCUUUUGAUGAAACAGAUGAUGACGAGUCAUCUCAAUACUUUGCAAUGAUACCAAUGAAUGAUGAUACCGAUCGUAUAUGGUCAGAUUUCGAACGAUACUCAACGAAUGAUUACAUUCGAAAAUUGCUCGAUACACAAACGGAUUCAGCUACCAAUGCUAUGACCGCUGACAUUGUAUCUAAAUCGUUAUCAUCUAAUACCGAUGAAUCAAACUGGGUCAAACAUGAUGUGAAUCAAUUGAAAGAAGUUCCAACCCACACACAUGCUGAUAUGAGCAACAAAUUAACAUCGAUGGGACAAACAGUCAAUGAUUUUCAAUCACAGUUCAAACAGAUGGAUAAUCGUUUUGACAACAUUAGGACGGAAAUGAAAGAGGUGAAAGACUUGCUGAAUUCGCUGAUGGCAGCCAUGAAUCAUGCAAAAAUGGGCAAUUAA
Messenger RNA from Rotaria sordida, 1626 nucleotides. Lineage: Eukaryota; Metazoa; Rotifera; Eurotatoria; Philodinida; Philodinidae. The record is from the annotation of a GenBank genome assembly.